AUGAUUGCCAAAGGCUUGAUCUAUUUGGCAAUAACAUACUUUGCCAUUAAUGUUGCAGCUUUCGACUCAAGCUCAUCACAAAACGUUGCUGUUUAUUGGGGUCAAAAUUCAGCAGGCUCCCAGGAAGCACUAUCAACAUAUUGCGAUAGUGAUUCCGUUGAUAUUGUUAUUUUGAGUUUUCUCUAUGGUUUUCCAGAUUUAGCAUUGAAUUUUGCAAAUGCGUGUACAGAUUCUUUUUCUGACGGUCUCUUACAUUGUCCCACAAUUGCUGAAGAUAUCAAAUCGUGCCAAGCUGGUGGAAAAAAAAUCUUGUUGUCUCUAGGAGGAGCGACUGGGUCAUAUGGUUUUACGUCUGAUUCGGAAGCUAAAGAGUUUGCCACAACAUUAUGGAACAAGUUCGGAGGCGGCUCCGAUGAUGAAAGACCAUUUGACGACGCAGUUGUUGAUGGAUUCGACUUCGAUAUCGAGAACCUGAACCAAGUCGGAUAUGCUGCGUUAGCCAGUGCACUUAGAAGCUCAUUUGAAAAGGAUGAUUCGAAGGACUAUUACUUAUCGGCAGCCCCACAAUGUCCGUAUCCCGAUCAGUCAGUAGGAGAUUUAUUGGAAAAUGCCUCAAUUGAUUUUGCUUUUAUCCAAUUCUAUAAUAAUUAUUGCAACUUAGGUACUAAUUUUAAUUGGGAUACGUGGCUGGACUAUGCUACAAAUACCUCCCCCAACAAAAAUAUCAAGCUUUACUUGGGAUUGCCAGCGAGCCAAUCAGCUGCCGGUUCCGGUUACGUAGCAGCAUCUGGAGUACAAGAAUACGUCGAUAAAAUAAAAUCUGAUUCGCAUUUUGGAGGUAUUUCUCUAUGGGAUGCAUCUGCUGCUUGGGCUAAUACCGAUAAUGGAGACACAUUUGCAGAUCAAAUGAAAAGCUUGUUAGAUACAUCAUCAAGUGCCACAUCGAGUUCAAGUACCUCGUCGAAAGCUCGCAGUACCACUCUGAGCUCCAGCACUUUGAGUGCCACCUCCAGGGCCACGACUUCCAGCAUUACCAGCUCUAGUACUAGCAGCAGUAGUACUUUAAUUAGUACUACUAGCACUGGCAGCACUAUUUCCAAGGCAACUAGCUCUAAGAGCAGCGCCAGCAGUGGCACUACAUCCACUACCACAUCUAGUACCACAUCCAGUACAACGCCAAUAAAAUCAAGUAGUGAUAACUCUCAAGUCAAAAACUCUUUACUGUCAACUAGCAGUGUUCCAACAACUUUGAGCACGGUACAUGCGAAAGAACCAACAACAGAACAAACAGGAGGGUCACAGGAGAGCGAUGCAACUACUAGCCAUGAAAAUAGCAGUGAGCUCAAAAGUCAGACAACGAAAACCACUUACUCCACGAGUAGUGGAUUUGGUGACAACUCACAUGAGAGUUUGUCAACUUCUAAGCCAUCUUCUGGAAGCGGAGACACUCGUAAUACUCAAACGAAAAUCAGAAGGUAUCACACAAGAAUUAGAUGCUAA
Messenger RNA from Priceomyces carsonii, 1500 nucleotides. It is a transcript of the gene CHT3, whose product is annotated as Cht3p. Gene Ontology annotation, biological process: carbohydrate metabolic process. Gene Ontology annotation, molecular function: chitinase activity. Gene Ontology annotation, cellular component: extracellular region. The record is from RefSeq and is a predicted model, not a curated record. The transcript has a single exon. Bases 1 to 1500 code for a protein of 499 amino acids. Lineage: Eukaryota; Fungi; Ascomycota; Pichiomycetes; Serinales; Debaryomycetaceae.